UGGCCUGGAGACAGGUCUGGUUGACCUCUCUGUGUCUUAGACAGGUAACUAUUGCUUCUGGACUGGCUAGCGGCCUCUGGGGGGCAAGUCGACAUUAAGGUGCUGGUAUCACAAAGCAGAAGCACCUUUCUUCACUUUUGCUCCUUUCUCUCUAGAAGUGGGAACCAAGAAACCUAGGAACCAAAAAGGAGUUGGGUAAGUUGGGGUGGGAGGGACUCUAAACUCAUCACUCCUGUAUGCCUUCAGUUGCCAUUUAACAAUCCUCCCUCUGUCCCUGCAGCAGGCAAAAACCUCUCUUUUCCUUCCUUCCUUCCUUCCUUCCUUCCUUCCUUCCUUCCUUCCUUCCUUCCUACCUUCCUUCCUUCCUUCCUUCCUUUCUUUCUUUCUUUCUUUCUUUCCAGGGUUUCUCUGUGUAGCCUUGGGUGUCCUAGACUCAAUUUGUAGACCAGGCUGGCCUUGAGCUCACAGAGAUCCACCUGCCUCUGCCUCCCAGGGUGCUGGGAUUACAGGCUUGUGCCACCCUGCCCGGCUUACCUCAUCUUUCUUAUCUGUGAAAUGAAGACACGAAUGACACCAGCUCAGAGGCCCAUGUGAGGAUGACAUGAGUUAAGCCAUUACUAUUACGGUUUUCAUAGUUGUAACUGUUAUUAAAAGUAAAAGCAGUAAAAGGAAUGAGGAUUAAGGGGAGCUUGCUUCCUUAACUCACUCAGCUUCCAACUGGCCUGACUGGCCUGCAGCCUUGCAGGGGGUCUAGGUAACGAAGGCUGAGCCUCCUAAUGUUGUGAAAGGAAUGAAGUUCCAUCUCUGGUGAGGAGUCCAUGUCUUCAGUGAGGACUCAGGAGAGAUAGGUCCCCUGAUCUUCAGUGGUGAUGAUUCCGAGGAGCAUCUGCCCGUCAGGAAGGCAGAGGAGAGGCUGCCUCUGUUGGGAAGGGAGAGACAUUUUUGUAGGUCUUCGGAGGGAAAGAAGUGUCGAAGUUUAGCUGCAGGUGACUGGUGACGAAGCUUCACCCGUACUGAAGCUUCACCCGUACUGGUGCUGGGAGCUUUCCCAGUCAGAGCAGAACUCGGUGAAUUGCAGAGGCCUCCUGUAAAGAAGGACAUCGUGCUGCAAGGAACCCAGCUGCCAAGGGGAGGGAUUGCAUUCCCUUACAGCAGCUCCUUUGGCACUUUUGGAGCCUCCCAUGGUGCCUGAUAUGCAGCUGGUGAUCAGAAAACAUUCAUUUUAGUGAGAAGGCUGGCGUGACAGCAUAUAAGGAAGAGCUUCUCAGGCAGGAUUGACAGCGGAGAGGUGCUAAGCCAGUCAAGGUCUGUGCAUCAUCAGGGCUGCAAGUAGCCAAAGCCAGGGGCCAGAAUGCCCAGGAUAUAGAGAGUUUGGAGGUGUUAGGACUUCACAGGGCUCAAGGGGGAGAUAGAAGGGGUGGAAGCAGAUGCAUGGGUGUGUGUGUGUGACAUGUAUCCUGGGGGUUACAAUAAGUUCCAGACUUCCAGUGGCUACUAUUGCCAGGCUAUGAGGUGAGCUCUCAGUGAGCAUGUGUUUUGGGCUUACCUCAUUUCCGCCUCUCUGUAGGCCCCAUCUUUUUUUUCUUCUUCUUUCUCUUUUUUUUUUCUCCUUUUUUUGCUUCCAUUUUUAAUUUUUGCUGAUCAUGCUGAACUGAGCGUAUGGCUGGGAGUGACCUUGGACCUUUAUGGCAGAAGGAGGGGCAUAAACAAACACACAUUUAGAUAGUGCUUUGUCAUCUACAGGUGCUUCUCACUCCAUCCCCAUUAAUUGCCAGAGAGAGCUUUUUUCUCCUUCUACCUUCAGUAAGUUCAAAUCAGAAUCAUCAGACUGGACUAUAGUUGAGUAACAGAGAACCUGCUUAGAAUGUCCAAAGUCCUGGGCCUCAACAAUCCCCUGGACCAGGGAGAUGACUUGGUUUGUAGUGUACUUCCUUGCAUCACGAGAGCAAAGCUAGGCCCUCGUACCAAUGUGAAAAACAGGGCAUAGUGGCUUACAUUAAUAAUCUGUGCCUUCAGGGCUGGAGAUAGGUCGAUCCCUGCGGCUCAUUGGUCAACCAUCCAAGCCUUCUGUGGGUGAGCUCCAGAUCCUAGUGAGAGACCCUUUCCCAAAAUAUAAACAAAGAAAACCAAAUCAAAUCAAAUCAAUCAAAUCAAAUCAAAUCAAAUCAGAGCAAAGCAAAUCAGAGCAAAGCAAAAUGAAACAAAACAGCCCAAACCAGGGGCUGGAGAGAUGGCUCAACAGUUAAGAGCCUUGGCUGCUCUUCCAGAGGUCCUGAGUUCAAUUCCCAGCACCUGCAUUGUGGCUUAAAACUGUCUGUAGUCCCAUGGGAUCUGAAUCCUUCUUCUGGUGGGCAGGUGUACAUGCAAACAAAAUACCCAUACACACACAAAACAACCAACCAAACAAACAAUAGAAAAGCCUAAACCAAAACCAAAGAAACAAAAAAUGAGGUGGGGGCUGGAGAAGUAGCUCAGUGGUUAAGAGCACUUGCUGCUCUUCUAGAAGGUCGGAGUUUGCUUCCCAGCACCCAUGUCAAAUAGCUCACAACUGCUUAUAACUCUAGAUCCAGGGGAAUCGGAUGCUUCUGGCUUUUUUAGGCAUUGAAUGCAUACCUACGCCUCCCCACACCUAUAUGUAAUUAAAAUGAUAAAAAUAAGUCUUAAAAAAAUCCAAGGUAGAUGGCCUGAAUAUGAUGCCCAAGGCUGACAUCUAAUUUCUGUAUGCAUUUCCUCCUAUAUGCAUAGAUGUGUGCACACAAUUACAAAGCUCAUACAAAGGACAUGCUUGCUUCAAAAAAUAUUCAAGCAAUACAGAGCUUGCCGGAAUUCAUUCCUGUGUUCUCCAGUUGUCAUGGUUUUCAGUGGACAUCAACAGAACUAGGACAGGAGGAGCUACAGAACUCAGUGUGUGGACUAUAACAAGUCCAGGCCAACCUAGGUGUAGAGAACUCAUGGAGUCAGGUUGGGAAACAGCUCACUAAUGUGUUCAUACCCACUGCCUGCUGGAAUCAUAUAUUUCAAAAAUAAUUUAUUUAAUUUAAUUCUCUGUGCCUUGGCAUGAAGGUGUCAGAAUACAUGGGACUGGAGUGGUAGACAGUUGUGAGCUGCCAUGUGGCUCCUGGGAUUUGAACCCAGGUCCUUUGGGAGUGCAGCUAGUGCUCUUAACCACUGAGCCAUUUCUCCAGCCCCCAAAAUAAUAUUUUUAAUAUGUUCUAUUAAAUAUAAAUAUUAUUACUUUAAAAUAUAUUUAGUUUGGUAUUCAUUAUGUGUGUAUAUGUCUGUGUGAAUGUACGCCCAUGUGUGUGAGUUCCCAGAGAGGUCAAAAGAGGGCAUUGAAUUCUACGGAGCAAAAGUUGUAGGCAUGAAUGCUGGGGUUGAAUCUAGGCUCUCUCCAAGACUUGUAAGUCCUUUAACCAUUGAACCGUUUCUCCAGCCCCUACCCUUACUUUGUAAUGUGACCAAUAAAAUGUGUCAAGUUGUCAAGUUACAUAAUUGGCUAGUGCUUUUAUGACAAGCCACUGUCCUAGACUCUUUUCCAUAGUUUACGUCCUCUCUCUCUCUCUACACACACACACACACACACACACACACACACACACACACACACGUGCACUUUCUUCACGUGUUGCGCAAGGCCCUGGGCAGAGCCCUCUACCCUAAGCUACGCCCUCAGCCUACAUGUGUAGUUUACAUUAAUGAGGUUGCCUUUCUUCUCUUACAGAUUUUUUUUUUUUAAAUGAGAGCUUACAGAUUAAAAAUAGAUUUUGUUUUUGAGAUGCUGUGUAGGCCAGACCAGCCUCCGAUUCAGCAUCUUCCUGCCUCAGUCUCCUGGUUGCUAAGAUGAUAAUAGGUGUGUAUCUCUACCGACUCAGAAGUGGAUAUUUGGAUGGAUGAAGAUGAUGGGGUAAAUUAAGCCACAUAACGGCCACAACACGCGCAGUGACCAGCACGGCUUUGAGCUCAUGUCCUCAAACUCUGAAUACGAGUUGCUUUAUGUCCCAGGAUUUAUUUUGCUCUAACCAGGUUGUGUGUGUGUGUGUGUGUGUGUGUGUGUGUGAUUGUGUGUGCCUGUACUGGGUAAGGGAAAGAGAAAGGAGCAAGGUAGCACCCCUGCAGGGAGGCAAGCCUUGGCCUCCACAAAUUAAGAAGGCCUGCCCUACUGACUCUCUCCACUUUCCCCCCAGGCCCUUGGCCUUGGCUGGUGCAGGGGUGCAGGAGAGCUGGCAGCAUCGGGUGACCGGGGGAUGAGCCCCCAGGAGAGUUCUGUCCAACCUUUGCAAUUGCUCCUGUUGGUGGGGAUCCCCGUGGCCAGUGCUUUCCUUCUACUUCAGUGCCUUCGAUCGCACUGUUCUCAGUGGCUGCCGAGGGCCUCCCGGAAGCCAGAUGACCAAGAAGAACCAGUCUCCCCACCCACCCCGUUACCAGAAUACGAGCUCCCGAGGCAGUGCCCACCUUCGACGCUACCGGAGGUGGCUUCGUUCUACCAGGAACUCCACACGCCCACCCGGGGCCAGACUGUCACCCGCCAGCUGAUGCACAAGCUCCUGGUGUUUACUGCUCGAGAGGUGGACCACCGGGGUGGAUGCCUGAUGCUGCAAGACACUGGCAUUUCCCUGCUCGUCCCUCCAGGUGCUGUCAUGGUGGGUCGCCAGGAGAGGGUGUCCUUGGCUCUGGUCUGGGACCUGACAGAUGCCCCGUCAUUGUCUCACCGACAGGGACUAGUGAGUCCUGUGGUGGCAUGUGGCCCUCAUGGAGCCUCUUUCCUGAAGCCGUGCACCCUCACAUUCAAGCACUGUGCCCAGCAGCUCAGUCAGGCCUGUGUCUACACCAGCAAUACUUCCUUGCUUGAUGCCAAGGUCUGGAGGCCUCUGGGUCGGCCAGGGGCUCACAUCUCCAGGGAUGAGUGCCACAUCCUGCUCUCUCACUUCAGCCUCUACACUUGUGUCCUGGAGGCGUCCCUGGGCCAGGCAGCCCGCAAGUGGCUGCAGCUAGCCAUGUUCUGCUCCCCACUGGCACCGGGACAGACCCACCUGCAGCUGCGCGUCUACUUCCUGAACAAUACGCCGUGCGCCCUGCAGUGGGCUAUCACCAAUGAACAGCCUCACGGAGGACGCAUGCGUGGGCCCUGCCAGCUCUUUGACUUCACUGGGGCCAGGGCGGACCAGUGCCUGAAGCUCAAGUACAUCUCUGAGGGUUGGGAAAAUGUGGAUGACAGUAGUAGCCAGCUGGUUCCCCACCUUCACAUCUGGCAUGGAAAGUGCCCCUUCCGUUCUUUCUGCUUCCGGAGAAAGGCAGCCAAUGAGAAUGAAGACUGCUCGGCAUUGACCAAUGAGAUCAUUGUCACCAUGCACACCUUCCAGAAUGGCCUGGAAACCAAAUACAUGGAAAUCCUCAGAUUCCAGGCAUCAGAGGAGGAGACCUGGGCGGCACCACCUCCUGCCUCUCAGCCACCCUUGUGCAAUAGGCUGCCCCCGGAGCUGUUUGAGCAGCUACAGAUGUUGUUGGAGCCUGCCAGUGUUACUGGGAAUGACUGGCGAAGGCUGGCCUCACACCUGGGGCUCUGUGGCAUGAAAAUCCGGUUCUUGUCCUGUCAGCGCAGCCCCGCCGCGGCCAUUCUGGAGUUGUUUGAGGAACAGAAUGGCAGCCUGCAGGAGCUACACUACCUCAUGACCUCCAUGGAGCGGUUGGACUGCGCCUCUGCCAUCCAGAACUACCUGAACCGGACUCCUCGGGGCAGCUCUGCCACGAUGCACGGAGGCACCUGGGAGAACGAUGGCCUAGAGCUGGAUGAGAAACUCUAAGCAUGCCCCGUGGCCACGCAGGGUGCUUCAGGAGGCCAUGCUUGCCUAUGAGCUCAGGAACAAUGCCGCAGACUCCGGUGGACCGAACUAGAAACCCCGUCGAGGCCUGAUGUCCUUGACAUCUGCCGCGCCUCAAUCAGCACAGCUCUCCAUCCUGCCAGCCAACUUUGUCCCGAGUGCAGGCUCCCUCCUGGUCGGUAGGGGGCGCGGGAGUCUGGGAGAUGGUGACAGCCAAGCCGGCUACCAGAAUAACUUUAAUUUUCCCAGUGAAUGGCCAGGUGGCCCUGCAGGCACACCUCAGAGGCCGCCCAGUCCACAAGAAUUCACGGAGCACCGAGUCUUAGCACUAAAAACUGGGAUUAUGAGGAAUGCCGGCUUCUCCGAACUUGCCCUGGAGUCUGUCGUGCUGAAUGGAGCCGCACUCACUGCCAGCUCAGAGAAACGUUCUAAGGACUGGGCCCCUGUUGGUUAGGGGAUCCAGUGCCUGUGGACCUGUGUUAGGAGGCAGGGCACUGAGGUCCGCUGGAGCCAAGAGAAGUCUCCAGAGGGGAUCUUGCGGGGAGAUCUUUGGAUAGGGGUUGGGGGAGAGGGUGGGUGUGCAGGGUACGCCCAGGGUGAGUGUGUUGGGAUGGGUGGCAGCGGGUUCAAGGCCAGAUCUAGAGACAGCUGGACAUAGCUACUGUCCGUGGCCUCCUCUUCAUCUCUUCACAUGCAGUUUAUACCUUGCCUUCCUUCUCUGCUGCUGUCUCUCUCAUCACACAGGAGGCAGAGAAGCUUCAGGAUGCCCAGCCAUAUGUUUCUUUACCUCCAGUGGAGAGUGUUAAGGCUCUGGCGCCCUCUUCCUGCUGUUGCCCCACCUCAGGGUCAGCCUCAUCCUGUUGAUCGGGCCUUCAUUGCUUUGUCUCUAUCUAGUUAUGGAAACCCAUCUUUGUGUUUCUUUCUCUAUUAAAAAACCAAAUCCCCAGUCAUUCCCUCAGGCAAGUGUCUCCGAACUAAUGCUGUGUAUCAAGGCUACUGAACGCCUCAGCUAUUCCUGGAGUGAAUGGGUGAGAUGUUUCCCUCACAGAUCAAGAGCUCCUUUAGAGUCAGGAAGUAAAGACCAGGGGUUAAAGGACACUCCAUCCAGGCAGCUGUUCUGGCUGUUAAUACUCUUGCUUACCAAUAGUUUCCUUGAUUUCCUUGAUUCCUGCUCAAAGGCAGACAGUCUCUCUGGAAACACUAACAAUUUACUUCCGUUUUUAUUUAAAAUAUUGGUACUUUUUAAUGGUGAGCAAUAUUAAUUAGUAAAACAAAAUGCCUUUCUUUAUAACUAACUAACUGUUUUGCUAAGAUGAUAAGUUUGGACAUAGACAUGAAGUUUUCAUUUGCAGUUAUCUUGUGUGUGGAUAUGUGUGUGUGUGUGAGUACAUACAUACAUACAUACAUACAUACAUACAUACAGUGGAGGGUAGAAGAAGCACUUGGAUUCCCCUGGAGCUGGAGUUACAGGAGGUUGUGACUCAUUUGACCUGGGUGCUGGGAACUGAAGUCCAGUCCUCUGCGAGAGCAGUGUGAGACCGAAACCACUGAGCAGACUCCAGUCCUUGCUCACUUUGGAUCAUAAAAUUACACGGAUGAGCAUUUUGCAGUUUGAACUUUGGUAACUUGAGUGGCUCAUUUCCUCUUUCUUGAAGCAAGCUUUCAGAUUUGGGCCCUUAUGUUUCCACCUUGUUCUUUAAGCGUCACUUGUCCCCUUCUGCCCUUCUUUUCCCUUCUCCCCACAUCACUGCUGCUCUGUCCAGGUUGGUGCCUUGGCUCAGCAUUGGCCAUUGAAGGGCACUUUCUUCCCUCCUGAAGUUCCUUUUCUGCCCUGCAGGCCAAUCAAAGGCAUUGUUGGAGUCCUUUCUGGAACAAUUGAUUUUAUAUAGCAGACUAAAGCCACAGGGGUUACAGGAGAGGGGGAUCAUGGGAGUUCUGAUAUCCAUCAUGGGACAGAAUGCUUUCUGGCUUGUGUUGGGGUUGCUAGAAGAGCAGAGCUGAUGGGAUAUAUAUACUUUAAAAGAGUGUUCAUUGGAUUGGCUUACAAAUAUCAGAAAAACUCAACAUGGCUGUCUUUACACCAAAGAGACCGAGAACCCGGUAGUUGUUUAGUGCACAUGGCCGGGUUCCUUAGCAGUCCCAAUUUGUGCCAAAAGUCUAGAGGAUUCCUGGACAGCCAUUCCUGGACAGUCUUCAGUCCACCCCGGAAGGCUGAAGAAGGGCAGGGGGAACCAGGGUUUUGACGCCAGGAAGAGCUGCAGCCGCCACAGCAGCAACAAAGUUGAUAAACCUGCCAGCCAGAGUGAGUGCAAGGAGGCCGAAGGCAGAGCUUUUUCUCUUGGUUUUUCUUUUUAUCUGGGCUACUACUGGAAGGUGCACCCCCACAACAUGUGGGAGGGUCUUUCCACGUCAAAUAAGAAAAUCAAAACCAACCCCUCACGGGUGUGGCCAAGGCUCACCUUUGAGUUGAUUCCAGAUCCAGUCAAGUUGGCAACCAAGAUUAGUCAAUCACAGGCUGCCCAGGCCAGUUUCUCAGCAUGAGUUUCUAGGGCAGGAAAAAAGGUGCUUGCACAUCCUGGGACAGGUGCAGGCUGCGUGGUUCCUAUAGGGAGGACCAGCUCUCACCUGGCCAGUACAUAUUUCCGGCAGCUAAAGUCAAGAGAGGAUGUGUCCUAAUGUGUAUCAGAAGAUUUAAUGCUUAGCCCCCAAUUUUGGGCUUGAUUUGAAUGGGGCCUUUUUCACCCCUGGAGCAAAGCAAUAAUAGAAGAGGUUUGCCAAGGGCUGUUGAGCCCACAGGCUGGACAGUAAUGUCACAAUGCCACCCAGUCAUAUGGAGAUUUUUUUCCCCCAAUGUGUAUUGACUUUGACUGAAACCAUUUGGGUGACUGCUUUGGGCUUCACUUCCAGCCCUUUCCCUAAUAGGUCACUUGUCUGGUCCUGAGAAACAGAAGUAGGACUCUUGUCAUGAGUGUCAUGGAGGCCUUGUCUUAUCUUGCUCCUGUUGGGUUAGAGUCUGGCCACGGGUAGGGGGACUCCAAGGGUGAGGUGGAAUUGGAGCCUCCAGGGCUCACAGGCAAGCCCAUCUCCGUAUUCAUUCAGGACACCCUGAGGUCCACAUCUGUGCCAUCCAAGUGAAACACAAUGAGAGCCACAUGCACAAAUUCAUGUCUUCUAAGAGUCACAUCAAAAAGGUAAAAAGAGAGAUGCUGAGAAUGGCUCAGAGAUGCUUGCUGUCAAGCCUGAGUUCAAUACUGAGGACCUGCCUGGUGGGAAGAGUGAACAGAUUCCUGCAGGUUUUCCUCUGACCUCCACACACUCAUUAUGGCACAAAUGUGACUCCCUGCUCCCAAAUAAAUGUAAUAAAAAUUUUUAAAGUAGAAGUUUAAAGUAAAAAGAGACAUGUGACCUCAACUUGGAUAAUAUAUUUUGUUAAAUUUAAUAUAUCCAGAACGUUAAUAUUUCCACAUGCAAGCAUUUAAAAAUUAAUGACAUAUUUAAACAAUUUUAAACUUUACUAUUUUUAAUUAAUGUGUGUGUGUGUGUGUGUGUGUGUAAGAGCACAAAGGUGUGUGUAUGGGAUCAGAGGACAGCUUCUGAGAACUGUUUUUUUCCUUUCACUGAAGCCUUGAACUCAGGUUGUCAGCCUUAUGCAGCAAGCAUUUCAUUUGCUGAGCCACCUCACUGGCCUCAUUUAUUAUUAUUAUUAUUAUUAUUAUUAUUAUUAUUAUUAUUAUUAUUAUUAUUAUUGCCGUGUCAUUGCUAUGUGUGAUAGGUGUGUGCUUAUGUGGAGCCCAGAAGGAACUCUGGGGGGCUGGUUGGUUCUCUUUUCCCACCUUUACGUGAAUUCCAGGUACUGCACUCAGGUCUCUAAGCUUUAAGAUAAGAACCUCUACUUAGGAAGCUGCCUCACUGGCCCAUUGGCAUAUUUCAAGUUAUUUUUCAUAUUAAAUGUCUGGAAUCUGUGAUACA
Messenger RNA from Psammomys obesus (fat sand rat), 9788 nucleotides. RefSeq names its product unc-5 family C-terminal like (gene Unc5cl). The coding region runs from base 4245 to 5801 and encodes 518 amino acids. Gene Ontology annotation, molecular function: protein binding; netrin receptor activity. NCBI's taxonomy places the organism in Eukaryota, Metazoa, Chordata, Mammalia, Rodentia, Muridae. Gene Ontology annotation, biological process: positive regulation of canonical NF-kappaB signal transduction; netrin-activated signaling pathway; positive regulation of JNK cascade. The record is from RefSeq and is a predicted model, not a curated record. Gene Ontology annotation, cellular component: membrane. The transcript has 9 exons.